Messenger RNA from Aspergillus puulaauensis, 4977 nucleotides. RefSeq names its product THADA/TRM732 family protein. Lineage: Eukaryota; Fungi; Ascomycota; Eurotiomycetes; Eurotiales; Aspergillaceae. The transcript is spliced from 10 exons. Gene Ontology annotation, cellular component: cytosol. Gene Ontology annotation, biological process: tRNA methylation. Bases 1 to 4977 code for a protein of 1658 amino acids. The record is from RefSeq and is a predicted model, not a curated record.
AUGGCGACAAUCAUGGAAAAUAAACCUGACCGCAGCGCUGAGGCCACCGCCGGGCCUAUAGACAUGGAGCAGAUCUCUCAAAAUAUACAAAUACUGCCCGAAGCCACCCUAGACAAAAUCGCCAAGGGCCCUCUGGUGAAUUUCACCCUUACAUGCGAUGAUAUUGAAAAAGUAACGAGAGUUUUCAAUUCGCUAUUGCAGACAUAUAGCUCAGCAGUCAUUUCUCAUGCCCAUACCACAGCUGCAUGCAAUGCACUGAGCGCAUUUCUUGACGCGGCUUUUGUCUCACAAUAUGAAGGGACUCGACUUCUAGCCCGAUCUCAGCAGACUUUAGUCCCGGUCUUUGACAGUUUCUUGGCUCGAUUCAAAGACGUAAAGCCCAGGCCUAUGAAACAGGUCCUAGAGUCACUUGCAACGAUCAUCGCGAAGUCUAGUAAUGAGCCUGGAUGUGAUGCCAUCAAGAAAGAGUUCGUGGAUGCUGUCCUUCCUGCCAUUAUACUUGGCGAACCUCGGUCUCGAAUCAAAGCCUCCAUCAACGCCUUAGAGGCAUUAUUGCGCAAGAAUGCCAUCUCAUCAAUAGAGUUAAUCACCCUGAUAGAUACUUGGCUUAUGCGCAAUCCAGAACACUGGCCAUCCGUGCUUCGGGAAGAAUGCCGGACAUCCGCAAUAGACAUCUCUCGAUUUUUGCAAAGAUCCUCCGAGAACGCAGUCUCAGACGUCCAGUCCGGUGAAACGGCUGUUCAAAUCCUUGUUCUAGGCUUUUUGAACCGCUCAAAGUCCCAUGACCUGGCAGCAUCAUCCGGAGAAGUAAUGACCAUGUUCUUUCGGAAGUUGGAACAGAAACUGGAUUCUGCCCCGCUGGGUGAAGGUAAAGAGCGCCUCGCUUUGGCCUGGGUCACGCCAAUCAAAUGUUUUCUGUUGCAAAACUUUGAGAUGCUAGAGAAGCUAUCUAACUAUAUACUUCUGCGCUUAUUUGGGCUCGGCGCAAAUGGCUUCCGCUGCUUUCUAGAAACGUUGCCGUUGAACAAUCUCCUUUCUGGUGACAUGGGAAGCUGCUCGUUAAAUGAAUUAACCCUUCUAUUCGAAUGUCUACAGAUAGGGAAGAAGACUGGUUUAGUCCAUGACGACUAUUACUUCACGAAAUUUCAAACACAGGAAGAGCCGCCGCUGGUCUUGAAAAGUGAAUUCAUUGGCCAAUUUCUUUUCCAUCAUGAUUUUAGUAUCAAGAUGGCAGCCCUUUCUUUGCUAAUCACGGCGCCAUCUACUACGAAACCACUCUCCUCGGCUGCUAUUAGGGUUAUCAUAAAAAGCUUGCCAUCUCUCCACGCAGAGUCUGACCCCUGCACAAGGGGAGAAAUUCUGAGCAUGGUUCGUGGGUUGAUUGUACGAUUGAAGGGCGGCAUUCUUGCAGAUAUAGAGAAUCCAGUUGAGCCCCGUACUACAUUAAGCAAGAAACAGCCGAUCGUAUUCAUCAGAGAUGAUGUUGAAACCCGGUCAUGCUUGGAAAACUAUUUGAACUUCUUGGCGGCGGACCUACGAACCACUGCUUCUUACCAUCGGCAUAUCAUGGCUCUGAAGACCAUAUACCUUCUUGUCGAAUCUGGCCUGGAUGAACGUCACAUUGGCGCCAUGUCAAGCAAACCUGAACACCGCCAAAUAAGGUGGAGAUUCCAUAUGGAGAUUUUCGGACCCGCGCUUCAAAGAUUGUUGGUUGACCUUUUGAUGGAUCCGUAUGACGAAGUACGGGGAAUGGCUCUUAACCUCUUGAAGCUAUUUCCGAGACAAGUACUUCUUCAUGCCACUGGAGCUAACAGGGACAAACCGGAACUGAUAAUCGCCGUGGCCAAGGCAGAAAUGUUGGCAAGCAACACUAGUCGGGCUGAUCACGCCGACACCGUUGCCCGGUUAUAUCAGUUGAUUUUCUAUACAGCAGAUGCAAACGAUCCGAAAGAAACUGACUGGUGGAACACUAAGCAGGGGGUUGUUAAAUUGAUCCUAAGGAAACUUGAGGACAAAUUAUCCUCUGUGGAGGGACUUUUCAGCUCCUCCCUUCGCGACGCACCCCUUCACGGCUAUCUUUGCGCGUUACGAUACAUUAUUUCGUCCCCGAAAUUCUAUUUGUUGGUCUCCUACAAAGGAGCUGAUAGUCCUGAGAACUGGAAAUCAAUCCAUACAAGGAUCUCAUCGAUUCGCGAUAGAAUAUGGGAGGAAGUGAAGCCUCAGCUAUGCAUUGACUCCCCUGAAGGCCAUGCCGCUGAGCCUAUUGAAGAUCUCAAAGUCGGCCCCAAGGACAUUCUUUCUUACUCGUGGCGUGCAUUACGAGAGUCUAGUCUGCUUGUGCAUGCAACACUGUCCAAUCAGACCUAUGGACCAGAAGGCGAAGCUGGCUUAACAAGAAGCGAUUACGAGAAAAUAGGGAGAAGCAGUUUCACACAACUUGCAGAACUUCGCCACCGAGGUGCUUUCUCUACAGUGGCUCAAACGUUCUCGACUUGCUGUCAGCGGUGCGGUCAAUCAAGUAACCCCGAAAUUGCUGCGCUCCCAGCACUUUGGUAUCAGGAAGCGAAGAAAAUUAUUUUCGAGAAAGCUUCAAAGCUCACCCGCCGUUCAGCUGGUCUACCAGCUCUAGUUGGAGGAAUAUUGCUUUCAAACCCAGGCGGCCCAUUGUUCAAACAAGUCCUCCAAGAGCUUCAAAACGUUGCUCACCUACCAGCUCAGCUUGGAGCUGAGAAUCAAACUGUGGAGCUGCCUCAAGUUCACGCCAUGAAUUGUCUCCGAGAGGUAAUCAACAACGCCAGACUUGGACCUCACACGGAAGGCUUCCUCAUGCCUGUGCUGAACCUCUCAGCAGAGCGCAUGGGAUCUCCAAUCUGGGCGCUUCGUAACGCUGGCCUGAUGCUCUUCCGUGCCUUGAUGAACCGCAUGUGCCGUAACGACUUCCAAGGAUUUGGCGGCAAAUCCGGAUCUGAACCUGGAUCGAGGAUCUCAUUCCAGAAAUACCCUGGCCUUGUGCAGUUAUUAUCCAACUUAUUGGCGCCACCGCAGACAGACGGCGAGGGAGGACAAGCCGAUAGCACUAUGAUGACCGAGCGAGUAUUCCCAGCUUUGGAACUGAUUGCCGAAAAGAUCCCGAACCCUACAGAUACAGAUGAUCCUAUGCUACUUGCACUGAUCCGGGAGCAUCUGAAAAGUCCUGUUUGGGGUAUUCGCGAGCACGCAGCGCGUGUUUAUACUUCGUUGUUGGAGCGUUCAAAUAUAUUAGAUGAGAUACAGGUGCUUCUUAAAGCACGCGAUACUGAGACCCAGAAUUACCUCCAUGGCGAAUCUCUGUGCAUCAGAUAUUCGCUUCGUCGUUUUGCAUUCGCACCUUCAGCCUUUUGGAAUGAGCGCAUUGGAGACGUCAAGUCAACUAUAAAGUCCAUCUUUGCGGAAUCAUAUACUGUCUCUAAAUCACCAUUCGUGCAAAUAACUUUGUUAGAGAUGAUAAGUGACGCCGUUGAAAGGAGCCUGGAGUCGGGUGCCGAAGGGGAAAUGACUGACCUUCUGGACUUUAUUUUCGACACUUACGAGAUUCCCGAAACCGUGGACUUCGUGUUUGAUUCGAGCAACCCGUCAUUUACUACCCUAAGCACGACCCGCGCCUUUUCUCUUCUUCGCAGAGAGCUCGCUUGGGUUGCAGUUUUGAGGGCACUUACGAAGGGUGAUACCAAGGACCUGGAGAGAUUUGUGCAGAAAGUCGCUACAUUCGACCCGAACGCCUGCCAAUGGAUACUCGAAAACCUCCACGAGCUACUUGGUGCCAAUAAUGGAUAUACCGAGCCAUUGACCAAGCUCUACACUUCGCUUAUACGUGAAAAUGUUCCCUUGGAAGUCAAGACACCUGCUAUUUCGAAUCUUGCGUCCUACGUCCAGGUCGCUCUUGGAUCGGAGCACACGGCGCUUCAGACAUCUGCGUUACCAUGGGAAGAUCUAGCUGCGCAAGUUAAGCUUGGCUCAGCCGAGAAAGGGUUCAAUAGAGAUAGAGCAGACGCAGACUUACAAUUGGAGGGGUGCCUUGUCGGCUCGAAAUCUCUCACACCGGAACAGCAGCUUUCGGGAACAGAGAUCCAGGAGUGGGCUACACGGCUGCGGUUCGCAUUGGCUGAAGAAACGGAAUUCUCCACUCGUUAUGCAGCCGCGACAUCCAUUGCUGCAUUCGCUCGGGCAUAUCGCCCGCUGGGAACACCACCACAAACAGAUAAAGUGUUCCUAGACAUAUACCUGAGUCUGUAUGAUCUACUGAAUGAUGACGACGAGGAGCUUCGUGAUAUCGCUGCUUCGACAGCCUCAUGGGUCCUCUCGUACUCUUCAGUCUCCCCUCAAAAGGCAGUCACACUGUCGCCAUUGAACGCAAGCGAACUCUUCGCCAAAUUUAUCACAGAUAACUACGCGGAUUCGCAGCUUCUUUAUACCAGAGCUAUCAGGUACAUUCUAGGUUUGGAGCCACGGAUCGGCGACUCCAGCAACAAAGCGUGCCCCAUGUCUGUUUCCAGGAUUAUUGUCGAGCUUAGGAAGGAGAGCACUGUUCUUUUUGAGGAGGAGAAACAAAACCUGUUCAUUGAGGAAACCCGCGAGAUAGAUUUGUGGUCGAGUGUAGUGACUCGAUUAACGAAGGCGGCGUAUGAUAAACAACUAUUGAAGGAAGUCUUCGACUGGGUUUCUGAAGGACUGACGAGUUUUGCGGAUACCCUUGCGGGCCCUGCUGGGGAGGAUGGAUUAAUAGGCUGGACGGCGAAGCCAGAGUCAUAUACCCUUGGAGUGCGCGUUGUUAGUCUUGCGGGUCUGUUGACCUCGAAGGAGCUCAGCGCUCUUGGUCUUUUGGGUGACUCUCAGUUUGUCAUCAAGGAGAAGCUGGAAACGUUGCUGGAGCAUGGGAAGACUGGUUUGCUUCAUGCUGAUCUUUUGUCAAGGAUCGAGGUUGCUUUGGGUUGUUCAUAG